CAUCAACAAGUGUGAACUGGUUAGCAACAUCAACGCUGUUGUAGCGAGGCUGGCUCAAUUGUUGGAACCCGCUAAUAAGAAACCGCUGUUAAUAACUGACGAGAAUAUGGCAAGAAACUGCGUUGCGCCGCAAAAGUCGAUACUGGACACCAUAGACAAUGUAGACGAGGAAAUCAAAAAGGAUGAGGAGGUGGCCGUGUUCCCGGUGAGCUGCGUGCGCGGCGCCGGCCUCAACGCGCUGCACGCGUGCCUGCUGGCGCUGGCGCCGCGCCGCGACCUGCAGCGCCCCGAGGACGAGGCGUGCGAGUUUCAAAUAGACGAAAUUUUCCACGUAGGGUACUCGACGGGGCCCGUCGUGGGGGGACUGCUCGCGCGAGGGCGACUCUACGAGGGCGACGAAAUUAUCAUAGGACCUCUGGAGUCCGGCGAGUUCGCGGAGAUAUCCGUGCGCACGAUAUACCGCAACCGCGUCCCGUGCGGCAGCGUGCGCGCGGGACAGUCGGCGUCGCUGGGCCUGGGGCGCUUUCCGCCGGGACUGCGGCAGGGCAUGUUGCUGCUAGCGCGGCCGGGGGGCUACGCCGCGGGACUAUCAGAACUAGUCCACUCGUCGCAAGCUUCGGAGAAGAAUCAAAAGAACGCGAGGAGACAGAACAAGAAUAUCCUCCAGGACAUCGCCAACGUGAAGAACAGCCUCACGAAGACUUCGGACACGAAGUGCACGAACGUGUACGUGUCGGACGACGGGAGCAAGUACAGCGACGCGCACGUGUCGAGCGACACGCAGGACAAGUGCGUGUGUGACGACCUGGUGUUCCUCGAAGACCCAAACGACCCUAGACGCUGUAUAUACUUUCAGGCAUCCGUGCAUGUCCUGAGACACUCCACGGCCAUCUACCCAGGGUUCCAGUCCUCUGUGCAUGUCGGGAACGUGCGUCAGACGGCCAUUAUCGAGGGUAUAAUGUCUCCGAACAACGUGCUGAGGGCGGGCGAGGGGGCCUCCGUGCUGUUCAGGUUCGCCCGCUGUCCGGAGUACCUCGUGCGGGGCCGCCGGCUGCUGUUCACGGCGGGGCUGGGGACCAGAGCCAUCGGCCGGGUCACGCAAACCUUCCCGUACAUACCAUGAAUUCUAUAGAACACGGCUCCAAUGUAAAAUUCGAGAUCUCUCUAGAAUAUUCUAGAUAAAUUAAAUAUAUUAAUUGUAUCUGUAACCAGUUUUCUUGUCGUGUUCACUUCAUGAUUGCG
Messenger RNA from Nymphalis io (European peacock), 1242 nucleotides. RefSeq names its product GTP-binding protein 2-like. Lineage: Eukaryota; Metazoa; Arthropoda; Insecta; Lepidoptera; Nymphalidae. The transcript has 8 exons. Gene Ontology annotation, molecular function: translation elongation factor activity. Bases 107 to 1123 code for a protein of 338 amino acids. The record is from RefSeq and is a predicted model, not a curated record. Gene Ontology annotation, biological process: translational elongation.